UUGCAAUGUUGUUUUCAAUAAAAAUAACAUUUGCACCAAGCAAUUCAAUCCACUUUUCCAUGUUGAUAAGAGAAUUAAAAUUAGAAAGAAAUUAUGGGAAAAAGCACAUUUAGACAUUAGACACAAAGGGACAUUUAGAAUAGAUAAAAAUGUGUGAUUAAUUGCGAGUUAACUAUGACAUUAAUGCGACUAAUCACAAUUAAAUAUUUUAAUCGUUUGGCAGCACUAAUUUAUACAACUUAUUCAUCUCCUGCUCUAGCGCUGCAAGAUAGCGCUGUGCUAUUUUUAGUCAACUAGCGCUGCUCUCAAAGCAGGGGGGUGUUCCAUCUCACGCUCUCCUUGGCGGCUGUAUAGGAAGCCCAUGUAAUCCAGCUUGUACUGUCUGACUUGACAGCAAAUGCCGAUCCGAUGUACUCAGUUGUUGUUUUAUGCAACCCAGUAUCACAUAAUUUCGUGAACCAGUCACGAAAAAGAAUCUAAUAUUUCGUGACAGGUUCACGAAAUUGGCACUUUUUUCGUGACUAUGUCACGUUUUUUCAACCAGUGCAUUUCAAUGGAGAGAAUAUUUCGUGACCUCGGCACGUUUUAAUUAACCAAUUCAUUUCAAUGGAGCAACACAAUGGGGAAUUGUUUUCGUGUUCAUUUAAGGUUUCGUUCUAAUUUUUAAGCGAUAAAAAACUAGUUCAUAAAAUAACUUGCCGUGUUCUUUUUUUUUAAGAGGUAGGUGAAAUAGGCAACGUAGCCUAUAGUUAAAUAUUAUGAACUCCACACCACUACAUCUCGGAGAUUUGCCUAAUCCUGACAGUUUUCCACUCCCUCACACCUUACUUGAAUCAGGAAUCAGAAUCAGAAAUGAGAAAGGGUUUUAAUCGCCAUGAAAGUUGCACAGACAAGGAAUUCGCUUAGGCACGAAGGUGCAUACAUUCAACAUAGGAAUCUUAAAAAUGUAUAUAUGAGAUCUAACUACAGUAAAGGUACAUAGACUAGCAAUGCUUAGAAAAUAAAAUAUGCACAAACAUAUAAAGUUGCCCUAAUUUACAGUAGGCCUAUAAAAAUACAAGUAUUACAAAAAAAAUACCAAAAAAAUAUUAGGCUCCAUUUAUUAUAAUAACAUGCUAGCCUUACCUAUUAAAGCCUACUACUUAACUGAUCGGUGCUUUUACGUAUCCUUUACCACCCGUAUUUAACCGAUCUUCCCAUUUAUAACCAAGAAAGGACUUAACAAUAACCGAGAAAAGAUAGAAGAUGUCAACUAUGUCAUUCAUAAUGGAACGAGGCCUGGACAAGGAGAGCACGCAACCUGGCACGCGACCUGGCUGGUUUCCCUGGCUACAAUACAAUCUACCACGCAAUUUUAACCUUCAGUGCGACUUCAUCCCCUUCCUGGUAAGUAGCAUAUAAAUGAACCUAUUCGAUUUCUCAUGUGAAGUUUACUUUUGAUGAAGUUGCUAGCCAUAAUUCCUCUGUUUAUCAACAAAACAUAGAAGCCCAACUGUAUUGCAAUUUUUGUAAAUGUAAAAAAAAAAAAAGAACGGCAGUAUAAACAUUUAAGAACAGGAGGCAUAUUAGCUAGCUAUAGCUAGCAUUGUACAGUGCAUGCGUUGGCCAGCCUGCCAGAUUUGAGCGGGCUUAGCUAGUAAAUGUAUCUAGUGUCCGAUUUCCUGCUUGCAGGACUCGAAAUUUAGCAAGAUGAGCACCAGUAGUAGUCUGUAAUAUCAGGCAGAAUAGUUGACAUAAUUUCAGAUGGGCUGGUUAGACUAAGAAAAUCAAUGUCUUCUAUAACUACUUUUAUAUGCUCUUGUUCACUUCUUUUUUUAACCUUCUGUUGCAGCUCCAUUAAACCCAUUUGCCCUUCUCCAAAACCCACCACCUGUUUGAUACCAAACCAACCCAAAGGCUCUUUUAAGAACCACAUCUUUCUUUCCUGCUCUAUUGCUCUCUCUAUCUCUCUCUCACACCAUUUGCCCUUCUCCACAACCUACUACCUGUUUGUUAUCGAAACCAACCCAAAGGCUCUUUUAAGAACCACAUCUUUCUUUAUUCUAUUGCUCUCUCUAUCUCUCUCUCAUUCUCAUUCUCUCCUCUCUGACUCUGUCAGUUUUCAGCAUUUUAAAUGGCAGGAGGAUCUAUAAAAAAGAGCUGCCAUUUUUGCAAAGCUUCAAUGUUUUUUGCUCAAAAAAUAUGUGGCAGCUGUAAGCAGCCACAACCAACAAAAAAGAUUUUGCAAAAAAGGCUUUCAAAAUUUGAUUCCCGAAGAGAAGUGUGGGCAGCUGGUGUGAAGAUCAACCACAACGUUGCAGCCUUGCACAAUGAUGCCAUUUUAUUGCUCGAGAAACUCCAGGCUGUAGGGUACAAACCCACUCUCCUGCUUGCCAAAGGCCACAAGAAGCCUUUUAAAUGUGAAGCUUUAACCCCGCGUUCCAUCCUGAAUGAAUGCUCAAAGGACUGCAUGAGCAAUAUAAAGGAGGUUUAUGCAGUCUUGUGUGAAGGGUGGACUAAGGAUUCACAGGACACACAGAGUCCUCUGACCUCAGACCUCUGUGGAAAUCCUGAACAGGGACCAGUUUUCACCCUGACACUGGUCCCUGUCAACCCCCAGGAGACGUCGACUAGCCUGACCGCCGCUCCCAGGGUCGAGACGUCGACUAGCCUGACCCCCUCUCCCAGGGUCGAGACGUCGACUAGCCUGACCCCCGCUCCCAGGGUCGAGACGUUGAAAAAAAAGAGGCAAAGAAAGCCAGACAGCCGGACUCAACAAAAGAAACAAAAGAAAGAGUGCUUGUAUCACACAAGCCUGAAGGUUUUCCCCAUCAGGAGUGUGAUCAAGGAGAGAGUCAGAAAGGGCAUAUCGGAGAUUUUUGUGGACUGGCAGCCUUGCCCAGUGUGUGGAGAGGAGUGGCCCAAGUCCUGGCAACCGAAGGCGACCAUACAACCUGUCACAUCAAUAUAAAUAAAUAAAAAUCCAUUCUUUCUCCUUGUAUUCAUCUUAGCUACAAUAUGUUGAAUAGGAUUUGUGCAGGGUUGUUUUUUUUCAGUAGGUUUAUUGGUGCCAACAAAGUCUUAUCAGGAACAGGAGCCGAGUGUCCCAGCUGGGCGUAAAAAAGUUGGUCUUAACUCUUAUGUCGGUCUUAGGUACGUCCGACUUAGUGAUUUGAAUUUAUACCAAGUGCACCAAGCUUGAAAGACCAA
Molecule: messenger RNA, 3189 nt
Organism: Hypomesus transpacificus
Lineage: Eukaryota; Metazoa; Chordata; Actinopteri; Osmeriformes; Osmeridae
Exons: 6
Coding region: 2114-2950 (278 amino acids)
Source: RefSeq, a predicted model, not a curated record